GAGGCAAGCAUUAUAAAUUAUUAGCAUCAAAUUUUAAUAAAAAGAAUGGUGAUGGUUUUAUUGUAUGUUUUUAUGAAUCAAAAGCAAAUCAGAGAAAUAUAAGUCGAUCUAAAGCACAAGCUGAUAUUCUACCAGAUGAUGCUGAUUUGCAAUUUUAUUUACAGUCAAAUCCUUUAGAAUAUGGACUUGAAGAUGUUCCGUUUAUUUCUAUCUUACCUGUAUUAUGGGCAUUAUUACAACAAAAGCAUCAAGAUGAAAUUCAAGAUUUGAUCGCAAAAUCAUCCGGAGGUCAUGAUAUUUAUCUUUUUCGUCUUGGCAAUAUGACUCAACUAGGUUUCUCAAAUCCUGAUUGUCUUAGAGAUUUAUAUAUGGCAUCAGAGGAUGAUGCUCCCAAGUACUUACCACCCGACAGUAUUGCUAUUAAAUUUUUCGGAAACGGACUGCCUUUAUCGAAUGGCGACAAAUGGCGAGCUCAUAGAAAAUUAGCUACUCCAGCAUUCAAUAAAGCUUUGUCUCCUGAAAUUGUCGGGGAAACUGUAUAUGAACAAUUUGAUUUUAUACAACAACAUUCAAGUGGACAGAUUGAUUUAUUUGAACUGAUGCAACGUACCACGAUCGAAGUGCUUGGAAAAUUGGCUUUUGGAUAUCAAUUUGGUGCAAAAUCUGGUCGACGUCUCGUAUUUCCAUUGUUAAAUAAAUUACCAACAGAAGAUAAUCGAAAAUUCUUCAAAGCUAUUGAUGAAUUUGAUGAGUUCAUUUAUGAUAUUAUUAUGGAAAAGAGAAAUGCAAUCGAAAAUAAGAAAGGUUCCGAGAAUGGUCGGAUUGACUUGGUAACAAGUAUGAUAGAGCUUAGCAACCGGGAAGGAAUUAGUACCGAUUUAAAACAAUUAAGAGAUGAGAUGGCGAGUUUUAUCGUUGCAGGCCAUGACACAACUUCAAUGGGGUUAAAUACCUCAUUCUACUUUCUUGCAAAAUAUCCGGAAAUGCAAGAAAGAGCACGAAAAGAGGUAAUUAAAAUACUUGGAAACGAACCGAUCAUACCUACUUCGGAACAAUUAGAGGAAAUGAAAUAUCUCAUUGCAAUAAUUAAAGAAUCCUUACGAAUUUAUCCGCCAGCAACAUUAAUUGUCCCUCGAAAACUAGCAAAGCCCCUUAAAAUUGGUUCUCAUGUCGUACCAGCAAACGUUAUAUGUUCGGCCAAUCUAUGGCAAAUUCAUCAUAACCCAAAAUACUGGAAAAAUCCCAAACAAUAUAACCCGGACAGGUUUUUAAAUGGUGAAAAAAUACACCCAUUUUCUUGGAUUCCAUUUUCCACUGGACCUCGAAACUGGCAUGUACCACUAUUAAUAAACAAUUCGUUUAAUGUACCGUUAUCCCAUCAAUUAAUCUCGUUUAAAUUUUGUAGUAUCGGUCAAAAUUUUACUUUGAUGGAACAAAAAGUUAUUCUUUCAAUGUGCUUGCUCAAGUAUAAAUGGACUCUUCCUGAAAAUAGCAUUCAUAAAGAGAAAUUGAUGCUUGAGCCUAAUUUUUUAUUAAGGCCGAUUGAUUUAAAAAUUGUAUUUACUGAAAGGAACUCGUAG
Molecule: messenger RNA, 1580 nt
Organism: Funneliformis mosseae
Lineage: Eukaryota; Fungi; Glomeromycota; Glomeromycetes; Glomerales; Glomeraceae
Source: the annotation of a GenBank genome assembly